This is a messenger RNA of Paramecium sonneborni, 354 nucleotides long. The record is from the annotation of a GenBank genome assembly. Lineage: Eukaryota; Ciliophora; Oligohymenophorea; Peniculida; Parameciidae.
AUGAAGAAUUUAUUGAAGUAAUUACAUUCAUAAAUUGGCUAAAAUCAAUAUAUUUAUAAAUAUAAAGUUAUUAUAAGAAGAAAUCACGAUAUAUUUUUAGACACUGAGAAAUAUGAAAAAGUAGUAAAUUCUUCUUUAGUUAUAGAAGGAUAUAAGAUUUGGGGAAGUUCAUAUUCACAAAUAAUUGCUUAUAAUCCAUGGGCAUUUUAAGUUGAUACAAAUGAUGGUGAAUAAUUUUAGAAAUUGUUUUCACGCGUAUGGAGCUCCAUUAGGUCCCUUGUUAAAAAAUUAUUAAUAAACCUACUGAGGGAGAAUGGGGAGAUGAAGCAUUAGCAAAAAGAUUUAAAGAAGUGA